This is a messenger RNA of Durio zibethinus, 1197 nucleotides long. RefSeq names its product deSI-like protein At4g17486. Gene Ontology annotation, molecular function: deubiquitinase activity. The record is from RefSeq and is a predicted model, not a curated record. Gene Ontology annotation, biological process: protein deubiquitination. NCBI's taxonomy places the organism in Eukaryota, Viridiplantae, Streptophyta, Magnoliopsida, Malvales, Malvaceae.
UCACAAUGGCAAUCCUCGUAAUUUUUUCAAAACUCCAAGCCCUAUUAUUCAAACCCAGGAUUUUAUAUAUCAACCUUAGCCUAAAUAAAAAAAUUCCGGUGCGGCACUGUCUGCCGCCGAUGGUGCCCAUAAUCAGAAGAUUCUCAUUCUCUUUCCCAGAUUUCAGAGUUUUAAAAAUCAAAACCUUAUAUUAAAAUUUUUUUGAAGAAGAAACAUUAAUUUUUUUUUAUAUUCCGUUAGCAAUCUUAUUCAUUAACUAUCAUUUUCAUCACAUAAAAAAAAUAGCCUAAGUACUAAGGUUGAUUUUGGUUUGUUUGAAGAAGUUAAAGAUGUUGUGUCGAAAAAAUUCGAGUUGCAAGGAGACAGGAUCAGUACCAGUGUAUCUCAAUGUGUAUGAUCUAACACCAAUUAAUGGCUAUGCAUAUUGGUUUGGACUUGGGGUUUAUCAUUCUGGUGUUCAAGUUCAUGGGGUUGAGUAUGCGUAUGGAGCUCAUGAAUAUCCAACAACUGGAAUAUUUGAAGCAGAACCAAAACAUUGUGAUGGGUUCACGUUUAGGAAAUCAAUUUUGAUUGGAAAAACGGAUUUGGGGCCUGCAGAUGUGAGGGGAGUAAUGGAGGAUUUAGCAGAGGAGUACAAAGGAAAUGCCUACAAUUUAAUCACCAAAAACUGUAACCAUUUCUGCAAUGAUGCUUGCAUCAGGUUGACUGGCAAUCCAAUCCCAAGUUGGGUUAAUCGCCUUGCUAGAAUUGGAUUCUUCUGCAACUGUGUUCUUCCAGUGACUUUAAAUGCAACCAAAAUAGUCCAGCGUCACCAUAGAAUUGAAGAUAAGCCAUGUGAAGGAGAAAAGAAGAAAUUGACAAGCGAGUCUAACAGAUUCACAUCUUCUUCAAAUUCUUCUUCCUCUUCAAAUUCAUCUCCCUCAAUCACCCAAACUCGGGGUAGAAGCAGAAGCAGACGUUCACUUCCCCCACCUUCACCUAUGAUUCUUGCUCCUUCAUCACCUUGAUGAUGAUCUACAUUUGGGACAGCUUUUACUGAAUCAAAUGCUCAAAGCAAAUUAUUAAUCAUUUUUUUUUUAACUUUUGCAUUAUUUUUUCUUGGUGAAUUCAUGAUGCUAACAUUGUCUUGAGAAAUCUUGCAGGCAUGAUAUCUGUACAUCACAUGUGUAUGUUAUCAAUUUUCUUGGCAAAUGAUGU